Adineta steineri is the source of this 2211-nucleotide messenger RNA. Lineage: Eukaryota; Metazoa; Rotifera; Eurotatoria; Adinetida; Adinetidae. The record is from the annotation of a GenBank genome assembly.
AUGGUCGUCUUUAUUCCAUUUUAUCCAAUUGGAAAAGAUAGUCGAACAUUUUGUAUUCUUCGUGCCUAUCUCACCGCUGUUUCUACUACUCUACUUACCUCAUCAUUUCUUCUUCAAGCUCUUAGUCGUUUGUUUCACACAGUAUUUCCCAUGCAUCGUCGAUGUCUGUUAACAUGGAAAUUUCAUUAUUUUUUAAUAGCUGUUCAAUGGAUGAUGGGAUUUUUAACACCGAUUACAAUAUUAAUUAAUCAUGAAAAUAUUAUCUAUCGAACAGGUAUAUUCUGUACAAUUGGAUUAGAUCAUAUGUUUCAUCUUUACUAUAUCUAUUUAACGGAAUAUUUUAUACCAAUAUUAAUUAUUUUUAUAAUCUACAUAAUAAUUAUCUAUCGAGUAAAUUAUUAUUCUUCUGCGUCUCAACAACAUCGUUCUAAUCCUGCUCGCGAAGCGAAAUUACUCAAGAACAUUCUUAUUUUUAUCGGUAUUUUCACUGUUGGAGGUUUGCCAUCGAUUAUUUAUACUUGUCUGAUGGCACCAAAACGUAUUCUUUCGAUUCAUUUCUUUAUACUAACAUUAGUAUCUAUACCUUUAGCUGUGGCAAUCGAAAAACUAAAAGGAGGACAUCUAUAUGAAAAAGAAGGACCAUUCGCCAUCCAGACGAAUGGUGCAAUUACAUUCAUAUUGACAAAUAAAGAAUACGACACGAUGUUCGAAGAUCUGCCCGAUGAAAUUCUUAUGAUCAUUUUUCAAUAUUCUGGUGAUCCUUACACAAUAUUAACAACAUAUCUUGGUUUAAAUCAACGUAUAAAUCGAAUUCUUAUCGAUAAACAUUUACAUUUAUUAACAAAUUUUCUUUAUACAAAAUAUAAUAGUGAUUAUUAUGACUCAGAAAUCUUUCAAAAUGCAUCUCAACAAUUAUUAAUGUUGAAUUCAAAUAUUGAUAAAACGAAGCUUGAUGAGAUUUUUCGACCAUUAAUUCUGUUUCAUAUACGACAGACAUACAUUCAACAAGGACAAGAAUUUCAAUUAUUGACAGAACAACAUAAUUCUAUUCGUCAAAAUCUUUCCAAUAACGAAAAACGUCAAGUCGAUUGUGAAGUUAAAAUUCAAUUUUUGAAUUUAAACAAAUUAGAUCGAUCGAUUGAAAUAUUCCAAAAUAUUAAAAAACUAAUUUUAAAACAAGGUGCUCGUUGUGAAUGUGAAGAUGGUCCGGGAUAUUUCAAUCUAAUCAGCGCUGUAAAGUAUCUCUUACUUGUGCAUAUUUCUGAACCAAAUUUUACAAGUCCAAUUUCACCUCACCUAUUAACACAAACAUUUAAAGCUCUACUUGUUUCCAAUAAUAAUUUAUUAUAUAAUCAAGAUUAUGUUGGUUAUACGGGUGAUCCUAUGGAUAUUUGGAAAUUAAUUGACAUUAUUGUAUUUACUAUUUCGAGUUUAAAAUGUCAUUUUCAUGAUCGUAAUUCAUCGACAUUGGUCAAUAUGAAAUAUUAUCAUGAGAUCGUUCAUUUCUAUUUAUUUAUCAUACAAUGUCGAAAACAAACACAUCACGAGCAAGAAAAAAAUAUGUUUCUAAUGUUAGAUUAUAUUUCAAAUAUGAAUGAUAAUCUAUUGAUUCAAUUAACAAAUACGGAAUUAUUGAAAAUGGUUGUUGAGGAAACUAACUUUAAUGAUACUGAAGAUAAUUAUUGGUUAGAGACACAUUUAAGACAAAAAGUUGAGUAUGUUGUUAAAGCGAAGCAGUUUCAUGUAAUUGUAUAUCUAGCACAAUCUGAACGAAUUCCAUGGAAAAAAACUUUCAAUGAACCAAAAAAUUUUAUUCGAAAAUUUAUUAAUGCAAUCAUACUUGAUGAAUCGGGACGACGAUUCCUAUUGCAAAUCAUGGAAACAAUAUCAUUAGAUUUGUUAUUUUUCAAAAAGCAGGUUUUCUUUCUUCUAUUAAAAAAACGAGAACGUAAACUAUUAGAACAACUACUACAAUCAUCGCCUGAAUUUCUCAAUGAAUUAGAUGAAGAUGAAAAUGAUGCAUUACUUUAUACUUGUUUGAAAGUUUCUGGUCUUCGGCAUCGAAUUAUAGAACUUUUAAUUAAAAUGGGAUCGAAUAUGGAACGAAGAAACUCUCAAGGGCUCAAUUUUAUGGAUACAUUACAAUUACCGCGAAAUCGAAAUCUAUCAAAGAAAUUAGUUGAAUUCGAGAUUAUUUUUAAUGAUAAUUAA